Molecule: messenger RNA, 3289 nt
Organism: Cinara cedri
Lineage: Eukaryota; Metazoa; Arthropoda; Insecta; Hemiptera; Aphididae
Source: the annotation of a GenBank genome assembly
AACGCCCUACAGAGCCUGAAUAAACCUGAUAAAAAUAUAUUUAGUUUUAAUUUUUUCAAUAUUUUAAUUCUAGCAAGGUAUUUCGUUUAAAACAACUUUAACAUAAUGGCUCUUCGUAUGUUUUAUAAAAAUGCAAUUAUUACAAGUGGAGUUUCAUUACGGCUCAACGUAAGUACAUUUAAAAUGUUCAAUAGUUUGUUUAAUAUAGUAAAUUAUACAUCACUUUUGAGAUUAUGAGCAAACACCAAACUUUAAUAAAUGGUCAUGAAACCAGUGUUCAAAAUUACCUGUAUUCACCGAGAAGCUGAAAUCUAACAUUCGAACUUAGGCUUGUUGAUGAGAAUUUCUAUAUGAGUGCUCGUGCUUGAAUUUUGGUAUUAUUUUUUUUUGUUGAUUUCUAAGUUCCCUUAAUUACUUAAAGAAAAAAUGGUAUUCACAUACCUAGUUUUCUCACGUAAUUAAUGAGCCGAAUUCCGCUCAUAUUCGUUUUUUGUUAUAAACUUAAUUUCCUGUCUUGUCAACUUCCUACCAACAAUCAUGGCCUAUCCAAGAUGUGUAGUAGGUACUUAUAUUUAACUUUUGAUAAAAUAAAAAUAUAAUUCAACAUAGUAGAUAUUUAUACAUAUCUACAAUAUCAGUUUUUCCUUAGUCUGAUUUCUAUAGUGAAUUUUAAGAAUUUAAACAACUUUAAAUUGCAAGUGACAUCCAAAUCCUGUUUCCAGUACUUAAAUACCUUAACGUCAUUGGAUAAUCAAAUUUUUUAUGAAUUCCUGAUACAAUAUUUCAGCUUUUGAGCGCCAAAUUGUAAAGCUGAAAUAAAUUUUAGGAAAACCAUUAUUUAAGGUUGUUGCCUUAAGUACCUGUGUCAACUUGGCAGACAUUGAAAAAUACAACUUAGGAGAAUUAAAAGAGUGAAAUUUUAGAAUAUUCAACUCUUAUUGAAAAAUUCUAGACAUUUAUUUUGUGAAAUUAGUAACUAUUAAAACAGUUACUAAUUUCACAUAAUUUCAAAACUAUUAGAGUAGAUAUGAUUUUGAUUUAGUGAAUCCGUAAUAGAAAAUUUCAAAUGCUUUUUAAUACUUACUUAUUAAUUUACUAAUACUAUAAUACUAUGACUUUGACUUUGACUAUGACUUUAUGACUUAAAGGACACAUUUCUGAGAUAAAUUUAAAAAAAACUUUAUUGGAAAUAAUUACAUGACCUGUAUAAUAUAUGUAUAUUUUUUUUGUUAAGUUUUAAAAAUCAUGUCCCAAAUUUUGGCCUUGACAAGCAAUGGAAAUGUGAAGCCCCCUCAGUAAGUUUUCUAUCACUCAUCUCUUCUGUAUAUCUUUAUAAAUUCCAGUUAUCUUUUCACAAAUGAUCUUGAGGACUUUAAAGAUACCUCUAUAUUUAAGUUACAGAAACUUAAAACAUGGUAGGUAAUCAGAUAAUACUAAAGAGACUAAUAGAAAACUUUUAGAAAUGGCUCUAGAUUAAGGCCAACAUUUCUAAAACCUAACUAAAAAGAUAUAUAUAUAUAUAUAUAUAUAUAUACAUAUAUAAUAUGUACUUCCAAUGAUCAAAAAUUAUUUUUUAUAUAUCAUACCAUUUUUUUUAGAUUUUACCUCAUAAUUGAACCCAUUACUCCACAAUCUACUUGUGAACUUACACAAAACGAUGAAUCGCCUAGAGACAGCUCCGACUAAUAAUUUAAGCAUGUAAACAUGUGAUAUUUAGUUAUUGAAAUCACAAUGAAUAUAGGAACUGUGAAUUUCUUCUUUAUUUUCAAUACAAUUAGGUGGCGAAAAUAAGGUCCCAGUCACAUGUUACACAUAAUUUUGAACACAAUAUAUAAUACAUAUUUUCUUAUAACAAUUUAAAUCUAUAACUAGUAUCAAAUAUAUUAAUUUAAUUAGUGGUUUUUUAUUUCAAGUACUCAGUGAAACUUUUUCAAAAAUUUAAAUUUCAUUUAUAACUAAAUGGAAUUUAUUUACAUUUUUAAAUAACUAACCAAACCCUGUGAAAUAGUAGGUAUGAAAUGAAAAUAAUAAAACAAUCAAACAUAAUAUUGUUUUAAACAACAUUUUAUCGUGUCUACUUUUUAUGGUAUAAUAAUUGUGUUAAUUAUUAGUGGGUUUUGAAUAAAUUAGGGUGCGCUUAAUGGCUCAAUGUGUUCUGUAAACAUUAGAAUUUAAUAUUUUAUAUUAUCUGUUUUAAUUAAAUCUUAUAUGUUUGUUGUUAUCAAUGAUACUACCCAUAUAGAAUUCAAUAUGUAAACGUGAUUCGUCAUACAGAUCAAGCCCAUUUGCUUUAGAUCCAUCACAUUAUGCCAAGUUUGAAGUGACAUCUGUUCCAGAAGAAUGGAAAUUUGUGGAAAGACUUAUUCCAUCAAAAAUUAUACCAGCACCACCUAACAGUAAAGAUCUACCAUCUGGUUGGCAACCUCAAACAAGUAAAUAUUACAAAUAUAACAUAUUGAACUACUGUAUGUUAAUUUUAUAUAGAUUUAGGUAAUUCAAAUUUGAAUGAACAUUAGUGGCAGUGGCUCAAUUAAGAAGGGACUAGAGAAGCUUAGUCUUCCUGGAUCUUCUGAAGCCUUCUCAAUUAUUUUUUUAAACACUCUUUGUUGCACCACUGUAUUUAUUUAAUAUUAUGGUUGGGCUUAAGCCCCUCUAAGGUUUAUAAGCUAAUUUUGCUACUGAUUAGUGGGUAGCAUACAAUUAAUUUAAAAAAUGUUGAGUUUUCUAUAAUAAUUUAUACUUUUUUAUAUUAUUUAGUAUUUAGUUUAAUAUGCAAUAUUGGAAAUUGAACACAUUGACAAAGUUUUUAAUAAUACUACUAAUAAUAUAUCUAACCUAACAUUUUUUUAUAUUUUGUUUUACAGCCCAGUUUGGAAAAUAUCCUUAUUUUGUUCAUCGAACACGUAAUCAUAUGCUACCAGUAUACCUUAAAGUGUCUAUGAGAGGAAUGAGACGUAUAACUCAAAUAAAAAAUGUGGAUGGUGACAUAUGGGCAUUAGAAGUAGCAUUGAAGAAACACUUACAACAUUUAUAUGGAGAAAAAAAAAUAAUUGCUACCAAAGUACAUGAAGUAUGUGGUCAUUUGUUUAUACACGGUGACCACGUGAUGAAAGUUUGCGAAUGGUUAAUCAAGAAAGGUUUAUAAUAAGUAAUAACAGUAAAACUCAGAUUAGGAAAAAAAAAAUUGUAAUAUAAAAAAUAAUAUACAAUAAAAUCUAUAUAAAAAUUAAUUAUUGCACAUUGACUUUAACAUAUUGUUAAAUUAUUUAUAAGUAUUAACUACUAUAUG